Molecule: messenger RNA, 5101 nt
Organism: Cryptotermes secundus
Lineage: Eukaryota; Metazoa; Arthropoda; Insecta; Blattodea; Kalotermitidae
Product: ribosomal protein S6 kinase delta-1
Exons: 14
Coding region: 376-3660 (1094 amino acids)
Biological process (GO): protein phosphorylation
Molecular function (GO): protein kinase activity; phosphatidylinositol binding; ATP binding
Source: RefSeq, a predicted model, not a curated record
GCGGUGUAGUGAGUGCGGAACGUUUUUGCGGAAAAGUUACACAUCUUAUCUAUAGUCUGCAGCGUUUCUAAAUCGCUGUCCAGCGCUACCAAUAUCUUGUAAGAACAUGUCCCCGAAAUUACGGAAACUGUAGGGCUUCAAGGUUGAGUUAAUAGAAACGAAACUAUAACCUAUAUGUAGGGGCGUAACCGGUAUAAGAUACUGGGCCAAAUUGAACGUUAUCCGUGCAGUGAGAUCUUAUGGAACGCUUAUUUUAAUUGAUUGAACGCUGGGGUGGUAUACUGAGCUCUGUAUUUAAUUAGGUCUUACUGUCCACCAUGUCUUUGAGGAGUUAUCUGUUCGAAAGUGGAUGACCCAUGUGAUCAGCAGAGAACCAUGGUACCCCCAAAAAGUGAUAACUGGAUAAGAAGAUUCGCUGUUUCAGAUCCUAGAACACAUAAGAAAGGUUUUACAGUCUAUAAAGUUACAUCAAUUGUAUUUCCUAGAGGAUCACCUGAGGCUGUAACAAAAGUAGUGGUGUGGAAGAGGUAUAAUGAUUUCAAGAAACUUUACCAAGAACUCAGGACAAAACAUCAGAAGUUGUAUCUACAGGAUAAAUUUCCAGUGUUUGCAAAGGCCAAGUUUUUUGGAAGAUUUGAAGAUGAUGUCAUAGAGGAACGACGAAAAUGCGCUAUUUCCCUGUUAGAAUUCAUUGGAGACCAUCCACCACUCUUCACUAGUAACAUUUUUGUGAAAUUCUUUGAGUCGGGCUACACUGUUGACGAUGGGGAUAGUGACAAGUCACCUCUGACCCCUACUGUUCCUGGAGGCAGUAUAAUUCUUGAACCAGAUGUGAUACAUCCAGAACCACCAUGCGUAAAAAAUAUAAACAUUUCUGCUGAAGGUGGAGAUGGCAACAUGAGACCAAAGUUUGGGUUGGAAACUGAAGGUCCCAUGCUGAAACUAGGAGGGACAUGGCAAUUUCCUCAACAGGCGGACUCCAUUUCCUUGAGUUCACAUAGUUCAGAUGAAGGCACCAAUUUCACGGAUACAGACUCAGCCUCUGCACUGAGUGGCAGUGGAAUCAGCUCACCACUCCAGAGUGCAGAUCUACAAUUUUUUGAUCCACUGCAACAGACUCCAACAAAGCAGCCCUUGUUGAACAGCAAACAGGAAAAUGAGAAGAAAGUUCUCCAUACUGAAGUGAGCAAUAGUUGGUUGCUUUCUUUGUCACCUGGUCCAGAAAAAUCACAGAGUGACAUACACAAUGAUGGAGCAACACCGCAACACAAAUUAUCACCCACUACAGUUUCUCAAGAGAAUGGUAUUUCUUUGGGGAAAGCCACCUCUUCUAAUAGCCAAGAGCAAGGACCGUAUUCAUGGCAGGUGCCUGAACCGAAAUCCAUAUCCAGUCUGCAACAUGAUGUUUACGUAGACCCACAUCCUACUGAAACAGAAUCAUUCUCAAGACUUUGUGCUGGCAGAAACCAGGGCUUUGAAGCAGGCCAGAUGCAGGCUGUGAUGCCAGGCAAUGUAACACAAGAGCCUGCCAGCUAUAUUGUGGAAGCAGCUAACCAUGUUGGACAGGCACAGCUGCAUCAAGCCCAGGGAGAUUAUGAUGCAGCAUUUGCAUUCUACAAGACUGGUAUUGCAUGCCUCCUGGGUGGUGUUCAAGGAGAUCCUGAUAAUAAGCGAAAACAAGUUGUUCGAGAAAAGACAGCCCAGUAUCUUCUUCAGGCCGAGAAGAUUUAUAGUCAGCAUUUAGCAUCGAAGUCUGCAGAAUUAUCACUAUGGGAUCCCAAGUCUAGUAUGCAGUUGCAGCGCCCCCUAUCAGAGCUUCAGUAUUACAAAGUCCUUGGUGUUAUUAACACUGUCAUGUUGGUGCUGAAUACACUAGAUGAUCGUUGCUACAUUAUGAAGGUGUUACACAAAUCUCCUUGUCCUGUAAGUGACCUGAAAUGCCCCAUUGUGCCACAAGAUGUUCCUUACAUGGUGAAACUACAUGGAUACUUUGAAACUGAGUCAGCAGUAUUUCUUCUUCUCCAGCAUGCAAGUGGUGGCAAAUUAUGGGAUCAUGUGGAUUCAUAUUUCCAGUCUCUUCCACCAACACCAGUACAUGAACUAAGUAUGGGUAAUGUUUAUCUGGGAAAGAAAUUAAUACAGGAUGGAGUUAGUGAAGCAAAAACCAAGUGUGAAGGGCUUGCUGAGAGAGGUACAACCCCAGUAGAUUAUCCUGAAGGCAUUCCAGUGUUUGAUGAUGCGGAUUCUGUGUCCAGCCAAGACCACAGUUACGUAGAAUUACUCCGUGACUAUGCUUCAACAGCAACAAGGAAACUAUUUCAGUGUGGUAAAGAAUUAUAUAAUAAUAGUCAGAAUAGUGCAAGCAAUCAGGAAUCAUCUAUUCAGAACAGCAAACUUGGUGAUAAAGUACCAAACAAAUAUGACUAUAAUAUUCAGGGAGUUGGUAAAAAAUUGGAAAAUAAUGCUCUUUCAUCAAAAUUCCAGGAAGAGGAUGAUAAUGUAAGUCAGUUGUCAGACACUUUUCAAACAUACCCUCAGGAGCAUGUAAAUAACGCUAUCAGCAACCCAGUACCUGAUCUUUUACCACAAGAAUCUAGAUUUCUUUUAUCAUGGAAGAAUCUUGAAAGUUUGGAUACAACAGACUUGGUUGAAAAUGCCCAAAAGCUCCUUGCCUCUGUAAAUAAGACACUUCUUAAUAGUGAAACGGUUGUAAGUCGAAUGAAGAACGAUAAAGUUAACAAUAUGGCUGAGGAACAAGUUGUGGCAGUAGGGACUGACAGAUGCAAGAGUAAUACAGACAGUGUUUUGAAUGCAUUUGUUACUGGUAGUGGUGCAAGUGUAGUAACACUAACAGGAGAAAAUGCUGCAGCGAAGCUAUCGGGCACAAAUAAAUCUAGUGACACGAAAUCUGUAAUGCGCUGCAAGUCUGAAGAUGUGCCUUCAGCAGCCAGUACAAGAAGAAAGGAAAGAAAAUUAUCUGCAGGAAGAAGACGUUCAGUUACAGCGCAUUCUAGAACAUCAUUAGAACGCCGUUAUAGUAGUGAUGAUAUAUUUGAAGGUCAUGGUAGAGGUUUAUCUGGUAGUCUGGAUCGGACACAACAGAUUUCACGCCUACAUUCAAUGAUAGGCCACCCUAAACUGCGUCUACCUGAAGCCAAUGUCCGUAUGUGGGCUGCUGAAUUAGUUGUUGUUCUUGAUGCUUUGCACCAGUGGGGAAUCAUCUGCAGGGACCUGCAACCUGACAAUGUAUUGCUAGGUGAGAAAGGACAUGUACUCCUCACAUACAUGUGUCGGUGGGCCGAUGUGGACUCUCAAGUUAGUGCUGAAGCCAUUGAAAGGCUUUAUGCUGCUCCUGAGGUAAAUGGGAUUUUUCAGCUUACCCCAGCAGCUGACUGGUGGAGCUUUGGUGCCAUCAUUUUUGAAUUGCUAACUAGCAAGUCUUUGUUAUCAUGUCAUCCUGGUGGUAUCCACAGCCACACAAUCCUCAACAUUCCAGAAUACAUAUCAGAAGAAGCCAAAUCUUUUCUCAAAGAGCUGCUGAGGCAUGACCCUCAGGAAAGACUUGGUUCUGGAGUGAAUGGUGUGCAAGAACUGAAAUCUCACCCAUUCUUCAGUGGAGUAGACUGGCAUAUGGUGCUUUCUGCCAGUUCCUCUACGUAAUGAUGUAGUGGCAUCAAGAGCUGUUCCUAGUCACUUUAAGGAAAACAGAAUUUUUUGGCAAGAGAACUAACCUCUAAACUAAUUCAUAUUUCUGAUAAUCAUUGUUCAGUAACGCUUAAUAUUACAGUUGUGUCUCCAUUUGUGUGGUAGAUACAUCCCUGAAAAUCACAUAAAUGAAAAAAAAAACAGUUUCCUGUAAGAAAUAAAGGAAGAAGGGGAGGAAGUUUAUACAUGGUCCAAGCCUACCCAAGGGAUUGAACUCCUGGAUGAUAAACAGUUAUACUAUAUUUAUUUAUGUAAAAUGUUUGUAUAGAUAUAUGUAAUAUAUUAUGUUAGCAUUUUGAGAGGUAUAAGCAAAUGUGUUAUAAUACCAGUGUAAUUUAAUUUAUUUUAUUCCUAUGGUGGAAGGGGAGAUUGAGGAGUAGAGUUAGUCAUAGGAGGAGGAAGAGGAAGCAGUGGUGUAUCAAGGCUGUGGUUCAUCUGUAUCCUGAACUGAGGAAGAUGAAGUGGGCCUGGCUGGCCCGAAGAAGAUGGAAUGAGGCUUUGAUGAUUCUGAUGAUGUAGAGGAUAGUGGUUCUUCAUUUUCUUUCCUGUCCUUUUUGUUACUGAAAUUUGCUUUAUGCUUUUCAUUUUUUUUAUGUAGUAGCAGAUAAUAGGAAUUGAUUGCCCUCUUCACUUUCCUGAUGAUUUUUUCACUGUGUCCUGCAAGAGUUUGUCAUGCUCAAAUGUUUCCAGUCAAAUUUCAGUGUGGUGAAUUCCUAUUUGGAGAAUUUUCUUCAUCAGCUCCCAUUUUAUUUUAGUAUGUUUUGUCACUGGUUUGCUCUAUAAAAUAUGUGGUGGUAUCUUGUCCCAAAAUGGACUGGUUGCAUGAACAAUAAACAUCCAUAUUCCUCCACUGUUUUCCACCAUUUAUCAGGAAAAUAGGCUGCUUUUUUUGGUUACAAUGUGAACUUGCAGUUGUGAAAAUGUUGACAUUCCUUCAGUUUAAAUCCGUUAAAUCCCUUCUUUAGUUCUGCUUUCAUCUUCCUAUCUUCAUAAAUCCAUUUGGUGUUUUGGCAGACUCUGAAGUAUCUGGCUGUCUCAUGACAUUCCAAUUUUCACUGAUCCAUGUUGUUGGCAUCAUUUCCAUCACAGUCUUAAUGGAGAGUGAGUGAUAUGACUUACUUUCAUCCAACUUGUUUUAAACAGUUUUUAAAAUCCUGACUUGUGGUUGCAGAUGGCUCUGAGUGUUGUCUCUGUUAAACCUGUUGCUUGGACGAUGUUCUUGGUUUUUUUCUAAUUUCACAUAAAGACACAGGUAAGCCUUUGCAGCAGUGACUGAUGUGUGAGGCUUUGGAAGUGUUGGAAGUGGACUGAGAAGCCCAUAUCUAGCUGCCUUGUUUGCUAUGAUAGGUUGUGAAAAGGGAAAGCUAUUUAUUAAAUUAAAUUUAAACUUCAAGUG